CAAACUCAACAGAGCGCACAGCGCCGAAGAACACGAGCGACAUACUGAAAGCGAUCAGGCGGUACAACGACGCGCAGACGAUAUACAAUGAGGAUAUCUUCGGACCGGUGCAGGAAGACACUGUCAUCAUCGCGAUACAGGUACACACACGUCUGACGUACCUGCGUCACCUGAUCGUGUCGCUAGCGCAGGCGCGCGACAUCGACCGCACUUUGCUCGUGUUCUCACACGAUUACUAUGAUGAAGAGAUCAACACUCUAGUCAGAAGUAUCGACUUUACUAAGGUAAUACAAAUAUUCUACCCGUACUCGAUACAAACGCACCCCAACGAGUUCCCCGGGAUGGACCCCAACGACUGCCCGCGGGACGCCAAGUUUGAACAGGCAAUGAAACUAAAGUGCAUAAACGCGUUGCACCCCGACCUCCACGGACACUACAGGGAGGCGAAAUACGCUCAAACAAAACACCACUGGUGGUGGAAGGCCAACAGGAUCUUCAACCAGCUGCAGUGCACCGCUAAUCAUACUGGUUUGGUACUAUUCCUAGAAGAAGACCAUUACGUCGCAGAAGAUUUCUUACACAUUCUGAGUCUUUUGAAAAGUACUGCGGACAAGAGCUGUCCGCAAUGUGAAAUAAUAUCGCUCGGAACUUAUUUAAAAACGUAUCAAUACCACGCUAACAGCGAUAAGCGUAAAAAACAACUCAGCCUAAACUACAUCCAACACGUGAAGACAGCCAGCGAAGAGAGGAGAAAGAGACAGCAAGAGACCCAGUGGAACUUCCAAGUUUACCCCAAUCUGUAUGCCAGCACGCAAAAGCUGGAGAUCACGCCGUGGCACUCCAGCAUGCAUAACAUGGGUUUCGGCUUCAAUAGAACAGUAUGGCGGAAUAUAAUGGAACUCCAGGACCAGUUUUGUGCCUACGAUGACUACAAUUGGGAUUACUCGUUAUUACAUUUGUCCCAGAAUAGGCCUGGACGGGAGAAGUUCAAAGUUAUACUGUGUAAGGGCCCUAGGGUGUUCCAUAUUGGGGAAUGCGGUUUCCACCACAAAAAGGCCAACUGCAACGCCUCGUCAGUAAUCAGUAGAGUUCAAAAGCUGCUGCAGAACGCCAAGCCCUACCUCUAUCCUACAAGAGUGACAGCCACCUUCACAACAGGAGGGGCGAAGCAUAACAAGAAACUGACUAAGGGGAACGGUGGGUGGGGUGAUAUUAGGGAUCAAGAGCUGUGCGCUAAUAUGACAAGAAUAGGUAGACAACAAAGAAAAUAUAUGUACAACACAUAAUGUUAUUCCCGCUUCGUAACGGUUCCAAAUACGCUUAUAACCUUUAAUAAUGUGGGGGAAAUAAGGUGGGGCAAGGUUAUAGUCUGACCAGGAGAAUAAAAACCCUGAUCGAACUAAUUUGUUUUACUGACAACGUUUAAACAGUAUUGGCCGUUUAAUAAGUAAUAUUUUUUUUAGGUUAGUGCGGUUCAAAAUAAUAUAAAAUUUUUUUUGUUUAAAAAAAAAAUAUUAAUGUAGGUACUAAUUGUCAAUGAAGAAAAUAAUGUUUUUUUUUUUUUUUUUUAAAUAAAAAAGAAAUACAUCUGGCAGUCGUAAAAAAACUGUCCCCAUAAUUUUUUCAAAUUUUUUUUUUCUGCUUCUGGGGGGCCUUGGACCACGCCAGAUCCGUCCUAAGUUAAACGUAUUAAUAGUAUACAGUGUUAGAUAGCAAAGAUUGUUUUCGUUUCGUGGGUCACAUCCCAAUGUAGUUUAAUAAACUUGUCCAUUGUGGGUCAUGGUCCCCCAGAAUUAUAUUUAAAGCUUUACUUAAAGAUACAUGGAAAUUUUAAACAAAAAAACAGUUUGAAUAUGGUUCUCUAUAAUUAUUAUGAAAGAUGGAUGCAAUCGACUUUUAAACGUAAAAUCAGUUUGGAUUUAUGGACACUACAAUAAAAAAAAACUGAAAAAACACGAAAAAACCAGACAAAUUCGAUAAAAUCAGUUUAGUAAUUUAGUUUGUACGAAUUCACGUAUAGGUUAUAAGUUACCGAAGUGAAAUUAUUGCUAAUAAUUUGGACCGCACUGCACCUAACCCAUUAAAAUAUAAUCGUGGGGUCAACCCCACUUGUAGGGUCAACCCCAAAGUUCAUACCAAAUCAUUUUAAGCGUAGUUUGGAACUGUAAAUAUAGCUUUAAGACAAUAGUUGUUCAUUUGUAUUAUAGUAAAUUAAUUGUUGUAUUUACGAGGUGCUGUUACCAUGGUUUCUUUAGGGUUGUCAAUUCACGUAAAUAAAUUGUGAAAAUGGACUCCUUUAAAGUUAAGAACCCAGUGUUAGCUAUUCAAAAUCAGUGUAUAAUUCAAUAAAUAAAUCUAUGAAUGUUGUAAUUUUUUCGUGAUUGACAACCCUACAUGAAAACCUAACGCCUGGUCUAAACUGGCUUUUGCCAACGAAAUAAUAUAGGGCUGUCACAUUACGUCGACCAGGAUUUUUGAAAUUGGCAACCCUAAUUGACUUUUACGCCUGACAUGAAUUAGAUUUUGCUACCAAAUUGAAUUCGGGAAAAUACAGGGCUGCCAAACAUCUCGUAAGCCAGGGUUCUUAAAUAUAUAAAAAAUUGUUAACCCUAAAGCCUCAUUAGACGAAGCAAAUUUUUUGCAUCACAUAUACAAUUUUUAAGGUUAUAAAGUUACCCAUUUAAUACAAUGGCGAGGCAACUCAAGUCUUACUCGUGGUGGGGAUAAUCCAUUUAUCACAUAAAGCUCGAAAGGGAGGGAGGGGUUCUGAAAUAAAAUCACGAAAUAUCACACGGAGAGGGUGGUAAUGAGAUAUAACGUGUAUUUAUUUUCCGUUGAUGGCGCAAUUUAAUGUAAUUUCAAUAUACUUUGUACAAAAAAAUACACGUGAUUUUGGGUAAGGUGUGGGUAGUCUAAAACCUCACCACAUAUCAUCGGGGGUGGGUUAAAAAGCCACUAAAAACAUCACGUGAUUAAUGGACGACCCCUUGAUGGGUGAAACUUGCUUCAAUAAACUUGCUGCAAGAAAAUUGCUCCGACUGAUUGAGAGUACGUUGGGGCUAGAAGUUCUGAAAUGUCAUUUGUCUGAAUCUAAUAGGCUAUUUUAACCAAAAAUUCCUGUUCAAUUAAAAGAAACCUGAUACGAGUGAAUUAAUUUGAUAAUUUGGGGGUCGCGUCCCCCCAUCAAGCCGCGCAAUACGGCCCAGUACAGUAUUCAGUUUUGUAUUGGCCAGUUUUAUGUAGAUGCAUUUAUAUUUAGGUUGUGUGUUUUUUCCAAAAAUAAAUGCGUGAAUUUUAAAUUGUGUGAAAAUAGAAGUGUUAGUGAGAGUGAAAUCAAGGUUAUUAAAAAAAAGUUUUUUUUAAGUUUUUUCAUAACUUCAUUAAGAUUUUAUGACUUCAAGGUUAAUUUAUAAUUUUUUUUUAGUUUUUUCAUAAUUUUAUUAAGUUUUUAUUGUUUUCAAAUGACAAGAUCGUUUGAUUUCAUUGGAAUAAGGCUUUAAUUCCUUUAAAUGGUUUUUGGAAGCCAAUGUGUAAUGUAUUUCAAAAUGACAAAGACAUUUCAUUGUGUAUUUUCAUUCUUUGAGUAUAAUUCACAUUUUGCAAUGCUUUAUAUUACUGCUGCAUUCAGAAACUUCACUAAACUAUAAUGAUAUUUUUGUAAUCAAUCAAAUUAACCCCUAUUUUUAGUAAAUACAGAAAUAUAUAAUAAUAAAGAAGAAUUUUUGAAAAAAUAAAUGUCAAAAAAAUAUUAAAAUGAAAGUCCGUAUUCACAAGCGUUACUUAGCUAAGUACGGAGUACUUCUGAUAAUAAGUCUGUACUUUUGGCAUGAUAGUCGCAAUGCGUAGACAGCGCCCUGUGAUUGGCUAAUAUUGAAAUAAAACUUGACUUCAGUUGGUCAGCUGCCUGUGUUGUUUGCUUGUUAAUUAUGUCAAUAUAGAAAUAUUACAUUCCAUCUAUUAUGAAUUCUUGUUUUUCUAUUUUCACAUGGUUCUGUGUGUAAUCAUUGAGCAAUAAGUAAUAAAUUAUUAUAAAAAAAGGUAAGCAAAGCCAAAUGAAACUAUAAAAUAGCCGACAGUCACUACGCGUUCGCAUGUACUGUGUCCUCAUAGUAUUGUUUGUGAAAACGCUUGUGACGUUUUUGAAUGCAGCAGUUAAUGCUGGCGAUCCUGGCUUACAGGAGUUUCAGUAGAGGUAUUGAAUAGAGUUAUUUUUCACAGCAUCUAUUGCAAUGACGGGCAACAAGCAAUAUUAAUGAAAUAAUUUAGGUAGCCAACAUUGUAGCCAUAACUACUGGACAUAAUAAUUAACAUCUCAUGUCAGGAUGAGCGCAGUGGAAUACCAAAUACUUUAUAUAUCAAGGUGUUGGUGUUUCUACUGUUUAUAGUCGUAUCGCUUACCAUGAGGCGAACGGCAAGCUCGUCUCGUCAUUUAAAGAAAUAAAGAACUUCAGAGGUUGUCUAAUCGUUUGCCUUUACCCUAUUUUGAUUGCAAUAUUUUCUGUGAAAAAUUGCUCGAUAUAUUUUAAUGUAUUGACAUCAAAAUGUAUUAUUUCUAAUGUAUUAUUUCAUGUACUUACUUGUAUAUAAUUAGUAUUUAAUUUUUAUAAUAUUCAACGUUGAAUAUGAGAGUUUUAAAAUGUUUUUUUUUAUGUUAAAAUUGGAUGGGAUCUGGUGUGGGUCGUAUUCACGUAUAAAAUAGGGGAUCUUGGCCCCCAUCUAGUCUUAAAGUGGUCGCAUACUUUUUGUAUCGCAUUUAUUCUUUUUUUUUUUAGUUUUUGAGUCUUUUGCUUUUAAAGUAUUUUUGUUUUAUGUAUUUUUUUGUUUUUUUUCCAGUAUUAAGCUUUGUAUUUAACGCUUUUUUGUGUUUUUUUACUAUUUUUUAUUUCUCAGUAUUGUAUUUUCUGUGCUUUAUAUUUUACCUUUUAGAAUAUUGUAUUAUUUUUCGUAUUUAAUUUAUUCUUUUAUGGUCUAAACAUGAUCCCAUCCAAAAUCAAUGUUAAUGUAUUCACAAUUUUACAGUCCGUUUAUUGUUUUUAAACACGUAUGUAACAGAAAAAUCGCGUUAUAUUACGGUGCAAUGAAUAUAUUCAUAAAAAAAUAUAUAUAAUUUGAAAAACUUGAAAAAAAUACAUACAAGAUUCACAAAUUGUUGUUUAGCCAACUGCAUUAGAUAUCUUUUACGUAAAGCCUAAUUAUAUCUAGCCUAUUAUCGGCUUUAUAGGGAAUACCAGGCAGUGGCUCAUAGCACCAGAUCUUAGAGGUCUUCAGGGGUCAAAUUAUAUUUGACGCCUCAGAGCCUAAAACAAGCCCUAUCUGCCUAUAUUUUCGCUUACUAAAAAGAGGUCAAAUUAUAUUUGACGCCAGGGCCUGUCUGUUUUUCGACUUACGAUUUAAGCGACAUCUUAUAGCAACAUUUUUCUGUUACAUACUCAUAAUGUCAUAUACUCAACAAUAAUAGCGCACAAUUUAUAUAAUGUUAAAAAUAGUUAUAGAUGUUUUUAAUAGUUACUUUUAACGGACCAUUAUCUAAAUGCCUAGUUGAAGUUAUUUUUCCAAAACAUUUUCAAAUAUGUGCAAGGUUUAAACAAAGGAGUCCAGGUGCAAAGAUAACUUCGAUCAUUGGGUAUCGGGGUUGGCGAACUAUUGCCACGCGUGCCAGUGGCUGCACGAGACAAAAUAAUAUCCAACUAAAAACUUUUGGGACAUAAAAAGGUCGGAUAGAUAAGGCACAUUAUUAAUUGUGUUUUAAAUGGCAUGCAAUAAAGGUUCGUCAUCCCUGAGGUAUAUUGUUUUAGGAAUUGCGAUUCAUACAUUGAAUAAAAGAUUGUAAUAGCUUCUGAUACCGAGAAAAAUCACAAUAAUCAAGGUAGUUUUGUUAAAGUGCGGAGGCACGAGUUGUGAGCACGCUCGCGAUUAGUCAGUCGCCCAACGCACCGAUGUUUUAAUUGGUCGCUCAGUCGAUGCUCGUCUACUAUUGGCUUAUUAUACGCUACAAUUUCGUCUCGUACAUAUGCUCGCUCGCCUCAACCACAGUUCGUGCUCAUGGCUUGUGCCGCUUACUCCAAUGUGAUAUAAUUGUCGCUGUCGUCUCGAACUCCACUGAAGAAUACACAUAAAUUGGGCUUUAAUGUAAUUGAAUAUGCAAUUUCUAAUAGGGCACAUCUCAUAAAUAUAUCUAGAUCUAUAUCGAGAAAUGUAUAUCGGUCUCUUAAUAAAAUAAUGACCUAUUUCAAAAUUGUUAAUUUGUGGGAAUCGUCAAAGAAACGAAUUUCUGUUUGCGACCUUUUUUUUAAGUUGCUAUAAAACUUAACUUAUCAAAGAUAGGUCAAAAAUGAAACCUGUAGCAUGAAAAAAGGGGAAAAAGUAAAGGUUGCCAACAGAAAUUAGUUUUUAGACGAUUCCCACAAAUUAACAAUUUUAGAAUAGGUCAUUAUUUUAUCUUAAUAAAAGAUAUAAUAACAAAUAACAACAAAACUUCUGUAAUUUUUUAUUGCUAAUUGAACAACAAUUUUUUUUUACACUAUAGCAAAUUUCUAUUUCCUGAACUUCAUACAUUUUCAGACAUGUGCCCUUUUAGAAAUUGCAUAUUUAAUCAAGAUUUGUGAGUUUUGUCAAAACGAACACCAAAUUUAGCAGACCACAGCGACAAUGAUUAUAUUUCGACGGUUAUUUUGCUAUCGUAAUUUUAGAACUUAACGAUCGUUAACGGAUAUAACUACCGCCUUUUCAAUGAAUGUUUUGGUUGGUUUUCGCAAUCCUUGUUUUGAAAUCUUCGACAUCGAUCGUAAAAGAAUUUAUAUUAGACGAUUCUCUAACAGCAAUAGAGCUAAUACUAUUUAGGAAAAAUGGAAAGUGCUAUAAAAUUUAAUGCCAUUGGAGCCAAAAAUUAAUGGAAUUAUGAAAGUGUGUUGGUAGGUUAUAUUUUGUAUUUAAGUGCUUGUAUUACGAUGUGACAUUGUAUGACGUGUUGUGACGUGAUUGGACGUAGUGUAACAUGGUGUGACGUGAUUUGAAAUUAUUUUAUAUAGUCCACAAUAUCACCAUAUUUAUUAACUUAUUAUUUUUCACAGACAAUGCUAUAAAUGAAUCGAAGCUACUUCUAAAAGUAUUAUAUUCAUUCCUGUGAGUAUAGUUUCUACCAACACACUUAAAGCAACGGAUUAAAUAGCUAAAGUUGUUAAAGGGCUAAAACCUGUGAUGUAAUAAAUCGGUUGCACUGAGCAGACGCGAUGCGAGGUUUCUUGUAAAAAAAUACAGAUCCAAAUUUUUUGUUCCAAGAAAUGUUUUUAGGUUAGGCAGGCACUUAUUUUUCGGUAUUAAAGCCUAAUAUUAUGACAUUAAAGUUGAAAUUUAAAUAUGAAGCAUUUGUUUUGAUACGGCGUACCUGUGACUGCUGAUUAUUUGUUUUCUGUAUAUUGUAUUUCUUUAGUAAAAACUUUAUACAAAUGAAGUACAACACCUACUCACUAAAAUCUCGGAUAAGGUGAUAUUUUGAACACUCAGAACUAAUUUAACUCAGAAUUAAAUACCUUUAGGCUUUACCAUAAUCUUUAAACCAAAUUCAAAUAUAUUUUGUUUACGAUCAUCAGUCACAAGUUAUUCCGAAUGUCCUUUUGUUGAACUAAGGCCUCAGAAUUUCAAACAGACUUUAAUUACUUACAAAAGUACUUUUUUUAUUCUGAAGGUUCAAGGCCAAAAAGUAUUUUAUUUAGAUUUUUUAGUUUUGAACGUCCAUGUAUCAAACUGCGUGCCGUCGCGUAUGCUCAGUGUGGUCGAAACCUGUCGACGUAUAUGGAAUUUAAUAAAAUUUAACAGUCAUUGA
Molecule: messenger RNA, 7822 nt
Organism: Manduca sexta (tobacco hornworm)
Lineage: Eukaryota; Metazoa; Arthropoda; Insecta; Lepidoptera; Sphingidae
Product: alpha-1,6-mannosyl-glycoprotein 2-beta-N-acetylglucosaminyltransferase
Biological process (GO): oligosaccharide biosynthetic process; protein N-linked glycosylation
Cellular component (GO): Golgi membrane; Golgi stack
Molecular function (GO): alpha-1,6-mannosylglycoprotein 2-beta-N-acetylglucosaminyltransferase activity
Source: RefSeq, a predicted model, not a curated record